AUGAUUGAUACAGAAUCUCCAGCAGAAAAAGCUGCCGAAGAAGCAAAAAUGAAAGAAAUGGCGAGCCAAUUGCCUACACUUCAAGCAGCUAUGGCUACUACACUUGCUGAUGCUAAAGCGGGUAAGCUUGGUGCAAGUACUACAAUGACCAAAGGUGGUGUAAAGGUAAUUACCUUAACUAAAGGCACCGGGGCUGCUAUGCAAACCGGCGAAACUGCUAAAGUAAACUACAUCGGUACUUUGUUGGAUGGCACCAAAUUCGAUGAUUCGUUCUCGCGUGGAGCUACGCUCGACUUCCCUGUAGGCGUUGGCAGAAUGAUUCCUGGCUUCGACGAAGCUGUUGGAACCAUGACGCAUGGCACCAAGGCAGUUAUUGUGGUACCUUCGGCUUUGGGAUAUGGCGAUCAAGCCAAUGGACCCAUCCCAGCCAAAUCUGACCUAGCUUUCUACAUAGAAUUACUAUAA
Messenger RNA from Darwinula stevensoni, 465 nucleotides. The record is from the annotation of a GenBank genome assembly. Lineage: Eukaryota; Metazoa; Arthropoda; Ostracoda; Podocopida; Darwinulidae.